AUUAUCGUCCUAUAGAAAAACAAAGCUCAUCCUUGAUUAGAAAUUAGUUAUUGAGCGACAUGGCACAUAUCGGCGUGUUCAGAUCAGAGCCAACGUGAUGUGCUCAAAGUAGUCCUCGACCACAGCGAUCACUUUCCCUCAAUGAUUAGACAACCAACGGUAUCGUACGUGGAUUUCUCCCUGCAGCUCUUGGCUAUGUUUCCGAUUAAGCCUGGCGCGAUGUCAAAGGUAUGGCGUCUUGACAUAAAGCUCAAACCGUUUGGAUGAUUGCGACGCUUCAUGAGAAUGGGACUUCGAGCCCUGCGUGGCUAGGCGAGCAGAAGAUAUAAGUAUUACACUGUCCGAUAGAUUUCCUGACCGGAUCAGCUCGUCUUCGUUGUACUUUGCCUGAAACCCUUUGCCAGACAUUGUCAAACAACAACAUGGUCAAGAUCCACCAAUUCUCGGCAGCUCUGCUGGUCUUCGGCCUCUCUUCUCUUUCUCAUGCUCACCCAGGAGAGCACGAGAUGGCAGAUGCCAUCAUCAAGAGAGAUGAGCACGCUGCUAUCGUUCAGCGUGGUCUUGGAAGCUGCUACAACAACCCGAAAUUCCUUGAGCUGCAAAAACGCGGCCAGGAUAGACGCUGGGAGAAAGCACAGCAGCUCAGAAGAGAUCGCGGUAUCGUCGAAUCGACUCCCUUCAGGACCAGACGUGAUCUGGCGGCACUCGAGUCCUUCGAGGGCAACGAACACAACUUGACGUCGUCUGGGUACACUGAGUCAACUGCACCCUCCGUCUUGUUUGCUAGCUACAAGAACGCUUCAUGCAUUCUCACUCCCGAGGUCACCUAUGGCCCUUACUUUGUCACCGGAGAGUACUUCCGAACCGAUGUCACCGAAGAUCAAGAAGGUAUCCCAGUCCAUCUCGAAUACCAGUAUAUCGAUAUCAGCACCUGUGAGGUUGCAACUGGACUCUACCUCGAAGCCUGGCAGGCGAACGCCACUGGAGUCUACUCUGGUGUCGUUGCUUCUGGUAACGGCAAUGAUGCGGACAGUAAAAAUCUUGAUACUACCUUCCUCCGUGGCGUGACACAAGUAGACGACGAUGGUGUCGGCUACUUUGACACCAUAUUCCCUGGACAUUACUCAGGUAGAGCAACUCACAUCCACCUCAUCGCCCAACAGAAUGGUACUGUGUUCGCCAAUGGAACAUACUCGGGCGGCACAAUCUCUCACGUCGGUCAGCUCUUCUUUGACGAGGAUCUAAAGGAUGCUGUGUACAAUACAUAUCCAUACAGUACCAACACUCAGUCUUAUACCACCAAUGAUGACGAUAUGUGGGCUCCUGAUCAAGCCGACAACAACUAUGAUCCGAUUCCAGACUAUGCAUACCUGGGAGACAACAUCUCUGACGGACUACUCAUGUGGAUCAGUGUUGGCAUCAACAUGUCCGCCGAAUACACCGUCACCUCUGCGGCUACCUUGACUCCAGACGGCGGUGUCGCUUCGGGUGAUAGCAUUGGCGGCUCUUCUGGAUCCGGUUCCGGAUCGGGCUCAAUGGCUUCUGGAUCGAUGCCUUCGGGUAUUGGCGCUGCCGGUAGUGCUCCUUCCGGUAUGAGCAUGAGUUCUGGGCAGUCAAUGAGCAUGGGUUCGGCUCCAAGUGGUGGCAUGGGAGGUUCCCCUUCGAGCUCGAUCUCUGGCAGCGCCAAUCCUGUGCCCAUAUCUUCUGAAGUUAUUUCUGCCAGCUCGUCCACGGCCGAGUCGUCUGUUAUGAGCUCGUCUGCGUCCAGCAAGGCUGCCACCUCAACCUCUAAGGUCAUCAUUUCUUCCGCAUCGACCAAAUCCAGUACCUCUACUGUCGACAAGGCCAAGUCUGUCGGAACCCUCAGUUCUAGCAGCCUAUCCUCGUCAUCGAAGAGCAUAUCCUCGAGCAAGAGAUCAACAAAGUCUUCGACCAAACCUGUAUCGACGUCGAAGCUCAUGGGCAAGACUAGCAGCGUCAAGACAUCCAUCAAGAACUCUUCAUCUACCAAGGAUCAAGCUUCGUCUUCCACAAAGAGAAGCACCACAAAGUCGCCCUCCAGCUCUGUGAAAAAGUCGUCGUCAUCGACCAAAGGAUCCACUUCGAGCAAAAAGAGUCCUGCAAUCCAUUCAUCGUCGAGUGCCGCCUCGAAUAAGUCAUCGGUUAAGAAGCUUUCGACUUCUGUCAAGAAAGUGCCAUCCACUCCUCAUGCUUCUUCGAAGAAGUCGACUUCGACCAAGAAGGUGUCUAGCAGCACGAAGAAGGUCACGAAGAAGGUCACGAAGAAGGUCACGAAGAAGGUCACGAAGAAGGUCACGAAGAAGGUUUCGUCUGCUAAGAAGGGACUCUCGACUGUCACAACCAAGACUUCUUCCAUGAAGCAUUGAUUGUACUGUGACGUGCUCGAGCAGUUGAGGCGUGAAGUGUACAACUGUAUUCUGCAUACUAUGCUUCGAUUGACAACAGACAAGAGUGUGUUGUCCGAAGACAUGAAUCUGCCUGAGGUGGAGGGUUAGUGGAGAAACGCAUGUAGUGUUGUACC
Molecule: messenger RNA, 2542 nt
Organism: Aureobasidium subglaciale EXF-2481
Lineage: Eukaryota; Fungi; Ascomycota; Dothideomycetes; Dothideales; Saccotheciaceae
Exons: 5
Coding region: 423-2387 (654 amino acids)
Molecular function (GO): oxidoreductase activity, acting on single donors with incorporation of molecular oxygen, incorporation of two atoms of oxygen; iron ion binding
Source: RefSeq, a predicted model, not a curated record